AUGACCAUUUCACCAAAUCAAGCAGAACAAGCAUACCUAGAUUUAUGUCAAAGAAUCAUAAAUGAAGGAGAACAUAGACCUGAUAGAACAGGUACUGGUACAUUAUCAUUAUUUGCACCACCACAAUUAAGAUUUGAUUUAUCAAAUGAAUCAUUUCCAUUAUUAACAACAAAAAGAGUAUUCUCAAAGGGAAUAAUACAUGAAUUAUUGUGGUUUAUUGCAGGAUCAACAGAUGCUAAAAUUUUAAGUGAUAAAGGUGUUAAAAUAUGGGAAGGGAAUGGACUGAGAGAAUUUUUAGACAAAUUAGGUCUAGUUGAUAGAAGAGAAGGUGAUUUGGGCCCAGUUUAUGGGUUUCAAUGGAGACAUUUUGGUGCAGAAUAUAAAGAUUGUGAUACAAAUUAUCAAGGUCAAGGUUAUGAUCAAUUACAAGAUGUUAUUAAAAAAUUAAAAACUAAUCCUUAUGAUAGAAGAAUUAUAAUGUCAGCAUGGAAUCCACCAGAUUUUCCUAAAAUGGCACUACCACCAUGUCAUGUAUUUUGUCAAUUUUAUGUAAAUUUUCCAAAGUCAAAUACGGAAUCAAAUGUAAAGCCAAAAUUAUCAUGUUUAUUAUAUCAAAGAUCUUGUGAUAUGGGAUUGGGAGUUCCUUUUAAUAUUGCAUCAUACGCCUUAUUAACAAAAAUGAUUGCUCAUAUAGUUGAUAUGGAUUGUGGAGAAUUCAUACAUACAAUGGGUGAUGCACAUAUAUAUUUAGAUCAUGUUGAUGCAUUAAAAGAACAAUUUGAAAGAAUUCCAAAGAAUUUCCCAAAAUUAUAUAUAAAGGAAGAAAGAAAAGAAGAGAUAACGAGUAUUGAUGAUUUUAAAUUUGAAGAUUUUGAAAUCUCAGGGUAUGAACCUUACCCAUCAAUUAAAAUGAAAAUGAGUAUAUAG
Molecule: messenger RNA, 927 nt
Organism: Lodderomyces jiufengensis
Lineage: Eukaryota; Fungi; Ascomycota; Pichiomycetes; Serinales; Debaryomycetaceae
Gene: CDC21
Product: thymidylate synthase
Exons: 1
Coding region: 1-927 (308 amino acids)
Biological process (GO): dTMP biosynthetic process
Cellular component (GO): mitochondrion; cytosol
Molecular function (GO): thymidylate synthase activity
Source: RefSeq, a predicted model, not a curated record